GGUUUAAAGGCCCAGGCCAAAAGCCCCCUGACACUGCCGAGCAACAGUGAAUUUGGCCACCAUACCAUACCAUGAGCAUAAGGGCGCGCGCGCGCAAAGGAUUAGGGUUUCGAACGUAGCGAUUUUGGAGCUUCCAUUUCGAUUUAUACUUGCGCACGAUCUGUUAAGCAACAAUUUAAACUGGCCUCUAUUUUCUGGGCAACUCUCUGGCAUCUUAGUUAAUUCAUUUCUCAAUAGAUGUUUUUGUCUUUGAUUGGCCUGUUUGAGCAUUGUUAUCCUCUUGAUUUUUUGUUUCGAGUUCUCUCUUGCCUGUCUCUGUUACUUUUGUUGUUAUGAUAUGAUGAUCCCUGGAUUAAAAAUCAACCAUAUUGCUACUCCUUGAUCCAUACCUCAUGACACAGAUUCAAUCAAAAUUCUUACUCUGCUAUUCCAUUUGGCCUCUCAUAUUGUUUUCCCCCCUUACCAUAUUUUCUAUCUCUCUUCUAUGAAUGCUUCUGGCAUCUGUGCUUCCUUCACAGUUCCCCUGCAAGUUUGCUUUUCUAGAUGCAAAAAAUGCCAGGGACAAAGCAGAGAGAUACAUCCCAAAAUCCAGACUCACCAGAGGGGAACAGUGAGCCUGAGAAACCUACAGAUUCUGAUGAGCGAGUAGACUUUGAUGGGGACAAUGAUCAAGAGGAGACAAUGGAGGAAGAAGUUGAGUAUGAAGAAGUAGAGGAGGAAGAAGAGGAAGAGGAAGAAGAGGAGGAGGAGGAGGAGGAAGAAGAAGAAGAAGAAGAGACUAAGCUCUCAGAUAAGACAAGAGUGGCAGACACUAAGGAUGAAGUUGAGAAAAAGAAGCAUGCUGAGCUUCUUGCACUUCCACCUCAUGGGUCUGAGGUUUACAUUGGGGGCAUUCCUCAAAAUGUUUCUGAAGAAGAUUUGAGGGUCUUCUGUCAAUCUGUGGGAGAAGUUUCAGAGGUUAGGAUAAUGAAGGGAAAAGAAUCCGGUGAAGCAAAAGGUUAUGCUUUUGUGACCUUCAUGACAAAGGAAUUGGCAUCUAAGGCUAUUGAGGAGCUGAACAACUCUGAAUUUAAGGGAAAAAGAAUAAAGUGCUCCACAUCUCAAGUUAAGCACAAGUUGUUCAUUGGUAAUGUUCCUAAAUAUUGGACUGAAGGAGAUAUGAAAAAAGUUGUUGCUGAAAUUGGCCCUGGAGUAAUUUGUGUGGAACUGUUGAAGGACCCACAGAAUUCUAGCCGUAACCGGGGAUAUGCUUUUAUUGAGUAUUACAAUCAUGCUUGUGCAGAGUAUUCAAGGCAGAAGAUGUCAAACUCAAACUUUAAACUUGGCAGCAAUGCUCCAACGGUGAGCUGGGCUGAUCCAAGGAAUUCUGAAUCAUCUGCAAUCUCUCUGGUAAAAUCAGUGUAUGUAAAGAACCUUCCAGAAAACAUUACUCAGGAUCGUCUCAAGGAGCUGUUUGAACAUCAUGGAAAGAUCACAAAAGUGGUUCUCCCUUCUGCUAAAUCGGGUCAAGAAAAGAGCAGAUUUGGUUUUGUUCACUUUGCUGAAAGGUCAAGUGCCAUGAAGGCUUUGAAGAACACAGAGAAAUAUGAAAUUGAUGGACAAUUGCUGGAGUGUUCGCUAGCAAAGCCACAAGCAAAUUCACAAAAACCAGCUUUACUUCCCACUUAUCCACCUCAUCUUGGUUAUGGUAUGGUUGGUGGUGCUAUAGGUGCAGGAUAUGGUGCUGCUGGCUUUGCACAACCACUGAUGUAUGGUCCCGGACCAACCCCUGGUGGCAUGGCAAUGAUGCCAAUGAUGUUAUCAGAUGGAAGGAUUGCAUACAUAGUGCAACAGCCAGGGUUUCAACAGCCUGCCCCAGUAUCCCGACAUGGGAGGAGUGGUGGCAGUAGCUCCAGUGGUGGGAAAUGCAGUAAUGAUGAUAAUCGCAAUCGUGGGCAUGGCCGCUAUCAUCCCUACUAACUUAAUGGGCUUUAAGGAGCUAGCAAAACAAGGAAUUGCACCUGAGGCCUAAAAGUGUUGACGAUUCAAGGCACAGCGCCCAACUGAUUAAGACAAACAGGGCGCUGCUGUGAAUGCAGUUAUGAUUUUGUAAUACAUCUACCUAGGGCCAAGAUUCAGUUAAGCAUCUAAGUCAGGUUUUCGUAUAAUUUUACUUAUCUUGUCCAUCAAUUUUUUGAUCUCAAAUUCUUAAAGAGACCACAGUGAUCUAUCUGAAGGACAUGAUAAAUCUUACUAGAUUGAUGAAAAAUUAUGUAGAGGUGUUUCAGAUGUUUAGCUUGCGGUUCAUGUAUUCAUGUUUCUAACCGUCGUUCUAGAAGAAUUGGAACGAUGUUUGAAUGAGUAUUGGUGCCAGUGCAAAACAAA
This is a messenger RNA of Glycine soja, 2364 nucleotides long. Its product is annotated as heterogeneous nuclear ribonucleoprotein Q. The record is from RefSeq and is a predicted model, not a curated record. The transcript is spliced from 10 exons. Lineage: Eukaryota; Viridiplantae; Streptophyta; Magnoliopsida; Fabales; Fabaceae. Gene Ontology annotation, cellular component: nucleus. Bases 544 to 1959 code for a protein of 471 amino acids. Gene Ontology annotation, molecular function: mRNA binding.